CCUACUAUUGAAGAUUUUUGCUCCUUCUCAACUCUGUGGUAAUAUUCUUUUCACAAAAUACAACCAGUAGUACGUUAAUGUUCAAUCUUACUUGUGAAAAGUAAUUUCCCCGAUUCCUAUUUUCAACAGUCCGCUCAUUUGAGCAGGAAAACGCUGAACACCAUCUUUGUUUUCUACCUGUCAACUGUCAGUUUAGGCUGCUCGCCGGCCCCUCUUUACCACUUCAAGAUGGCGGCCGAAUUUCACGCGUCACAGCAGCCAAUGCUGCGUCUACUUAUCUAUGGGAUAACUCCUCUCGCUCAAAUCGGCUGUGCUGCUGGUCAUCUCGCGAGAUCUCGCAUCGGCGUCGUCCCUGUAGCCAAUCAGCGCCGAGCAGCGCAUCCCCCCCCCAUAGCCGCCCGACGCUUCACUCCAGUGGGCGCGAUCCGAGUGGUGAGGAUGGUGCGCACUUCCAGCGGCGGGUCGGCGACAUGAAGCGGUCCUGGUGUGUGACGGAGAUCGGGGAGCCAUGCUCGGUUCCAGCGCGGCGACGUCCCCGAUGAGCACUUUACAUACCCGGAGCACAUCGAGCUGCAUGCAGGCAGCAGCCUGCUACAUCUCCCCUGGAGCCUUUGGGAGUCUUCUCUCCUCAGAGUGACGCCAAAUCAACGACUUCUCCUGGAGCUCCCAUGAGCGCAUCGUGGCCCCGACAUGGCUGAGGAGAGCAGCGUGGGCCGGCAGCUGGAGAGCCUGGAGAGGAGCGUGGUGUUCCUCAGGCAGGAGCAUCUCACUUUGCUCCACGGGCUCCACCGGGAGAUCCUCUCCUUGCAGAGAAGAUGCUCAGAGUUGACAAAUGAUCUGAAGGUGAAGCCUCAAGGAAGAAGCCAAAUCGAAAUCCAGGAGGAAGAGGAGGUGCUGGAGGUGCGCUGCAGGGACGUGGAAGAGCGUCUGGCGGAGCAGGACUGCACCAUAGUAGAGAUCCGCAAGGAGCUGGGCCACAAAGGCGCUCUCGUGGGAGCCCUCCGCGCCAAUCUGAAGGAGAAAGAGCGCCACUUCCUGGAGGAGCUGAAGCGGCGCAGCCACUGCUCCACCAUCCUGAACACGGAGCUGCAGAAACAAACGGAGGCGGCGGCGUACCUCUCAUUCCAGCUGCACGCCGCCAAGCAGAAGCUGCAGCAUCAGCGGCUGCAGCAGAGACAGGCGCUCCUGUCCAGAGCCUCCGGUCAGGGUCCUCAGUGCGUCUCCCCGGCAGCGACCCCUUCCUUCCCCGUGGUGAAGCCCAAACGUAAGAGCGCCAGGGCCUCCUCCAGAGUGGAGCGCGGCCGAGAAUGCGUGCCCACGGAGAAAGUGACGGGCCCCGCCGAGCCGACCGCCAUGCCGGACCCCGCCCUCUUCCUUCACCCCUGGAGGGUCAGGGUGCGCUCCAGGCCAGGUGUGAUGCAGAUGCCACCUCCGGGAGGGGAUGGGGAGGAAUCAGGAGACCAAUGUGCUGUGGCACCACAGGAGCUUGCAGCCAGGCUGGUGUCUACAACUGCAGCGCCCCCUGCUGCUGAGACAAAGGCAGAGUAGCAAAAUUCUUACCUUUCGCUUCCGUCAACACUGUUAAUUGACUGAACUGAGCUCCUAGGUAACACCUUUUUAACAACAUAAUGAACAGGAACGUGUCACUUUAAUUAAGUCAGUGCUUGAAUGGAGGAGAACGACAUGUUUACACGGGUGUCGCUUGUACACCGCGGGGGCCUUAUCCCAAAGCAAUCGCUUUUUCGUCCAUUUUUGGAACGCUCUUCUUUUCAGAACAACUGUGAGCUGAACCGGAACGCAGCAAAUCAGUGUUUGUGUGACUGAAGACACCUGCUGAGACGAGCGCGUCCAACAUUUCAAACUAAGCCAUGCGUCCUUAUUGAGCUAAAUAACUUAACCGGUCAACUCUAAUGACUCCCUUAUUAAGCAUAUGAAAUCACACUAAUAUGCAAUAUUGUACACAUUUUGUAGAACACACACUGUAAAAUGUCAAACAUAUCCGCAAACAAACACUUCUUAGAGACAUUUUAAAACAAGUUUGAAUAGAGAAAACAUGUUUUGUGCAGCAGGUUAGCGUGUGUCAACAUAAUGUGUGUGUGUGUGUGUUUGCUUUAUAGAAACAGCUGCUCCGUUGUGACACCUUUUGUGUCCCAAACAAACACAACUACGGCAACUUUGCUUGAGGUACUUCCUUUGUAUUUAACUUUUAGGGAAAAUGGAGAUUUGCUGACAGUAUGUUUUGGUCAAUGAUAUUUUGUUUCAUGGAAAACUCAAAAAAAUAUUGUUUUAUUUGGAAAUAAUACAAAGUUAUUAAAUAAUAUUAUAUAUAGUUAUUAUUAUAUCAUAAUAAUUAUAUAAUUACAUCUAAUAAUGUAAUAUUUCUUAUAAUAAUUUGAAUAAUAUAAUUUAUUUAUACAUCACAAUAUUAAUUAUUUAACUAUUAAUUGGAAAAAAAACAUGUUGAAAAAGCCUCAACUGAUCCAGGUUUGAUUUUUACUACUGGUCAAACGAUUCAUUUUUAAAAUCAGAUUAUUCAUGAUUAAUCACAGGUUACUACUCGCUUGCAUAAUUAAAAUAACAUUCAAAAAUACCUCGAUAUUUGGACACAAAGGCAAUUUUAUUGUUAGAAUGUCGCACAGGAACAUUUUGUGUGUAAAAGCAGAUAAUUUCUUGGCUCAGAAGAGUUUCAUCUAAAAUAAAUAAAAAAAUUGUUUUCAAAAUUAACUUAAAAUAAACCAUUCGUUUUUUGUUCUAAAAUUCCUUUUCAUGAAAAGAACAUUCUGUGACCCAAACAUACAUUGACCUAGUUGCUUUUUUCGUAUGGUUUGUUAUGCAAAGAAGUAAGCUGUUUUAGUUAGCAUAGCAGGAUGUGACGCGCCAUGCUAUUAUUGUGAAGGCCGGAAGCGUGUGACACGUUGGGGAAGAGUGGGUCCUUGACUCUGGGUGGGCGAUACUGAGACUUUUUGUAUCAAUUUGAUACCAAGUAGUACUGGUACCGAUACCUUUGAGUUGAAAGUCCAUCCAUCCAUUUUCUACCGCUUCAAGAAUUUUUAAUCAUUUUGUAAAUUUUGCCUCUGGUUAGUUGAUUCUGAUUAUGUGAACACAUGCAGGAACAUUAUGCAAAGUGUUUUCAUGAGAGAUUAGGGGUGGGCGCUACGGGUAAUUGAUUCGAUACCAGGUCAAUACAUAGCAAGUAUCGCCGAUAUUCAUAACUUGGAAGUCAUGAUCAUUGUAUGCUUUCGUGAAUUUUGCCUCUCGUUAGUUGAUUAUGAUUAUGUGAACACACAACAAAAGCAAUUAUUAAUUAAUUACAACAAUUUAAAACAAUACAAUAGUAAACAAAUAAAAAAAAUCCCUUGUUAUGUUUUACUACUCACAGUUGUUUGAGAAAAAAAAGUCACAAUUACAAAAUUUGGAAAAAAAGCAAAAAUGUAACAAAAAUAUAAACCUUAAAAUGUAAACCCAACAACUUCUAUUAAACGCAGAUAUUUGUAAAAAAAAAUAAAAUACAAUGUCAUUAGUUAGAAGAGCAGAGAGUCAAGGGUCAACGUGGGCAGCAGAGAGAGAGAAAGGAGUAUCAGUCCCAUCAUGCUAGUAUCGACCCAAUACCAAUAUAUAUAAAUAAACAUUGAUUGAUUGAUUGAUGACCAAUACCCACCUUGGUAUUGAUACCAUGGCUAUUUAGAUUGAUACAGCCCUCAAGAGACGAGAGCUGCAAGUACAGAAGUGCCUCUCUACCACUGCAACUACGCUUUUCCCAGCUAUGCUAAAGGUGAGUUAGCAGUGGCUAACUUUGCUAACUGUCCACAUAUUUUCUUUAUUCCGUCUGUGGGAAAGAUGCACCGGAUUAAUCCCACCGAUGUAACUGAGAAGUGGUGCAAGCUCAGUAGUAAGGAAGCACGUCUUCAUUUGCAACACUCGACAAGAGAUCUCUUUCUCCCACCAGUCACACACUUCCGGCCUUCACAAUAACGGCAUGAUGGUCCAAGUGCGCUAACACAAUGAAACAUGUCUUACACAACUGAGGACCUCUGGUGUAGGAAGAAGCAAACUUUGAAUAAUCCUACCGUCAAUGUGUUGUUUUGUAAUUUUUAAAUAUUGUUAUGUAUAUCCAAUACUCCAUUGUAAUGGUUGCUUCAUAAUAAGACAAACAAUUAAACAAAGGAUUAGUUUUAGAAAAAAUGUAAUCCGUCAUUGGGGAUUUAAUUUUUGAUGUGAAUAGUGGCGAUUCUAGCUAUGGGCAAUGACAUUCUCUAGGGGGCGCCACCAGGAAGGAGGUGGAAAAACAGUUCUUUGCUCUUCAGGUCAGGACGUGUGUCAGAUGGGUGUCCUCUACAGCAGUGGGCCCCAACCACCGGUCCGGGGACCGGUAUCGGUCCGUGACACAUUUGCUACCGGGCCGCAGAGAAACAUUAAAUAACGUAUAAAAGACUGCAUUUUCUCCAACUUAACUUUGGCCUGUCCCACUAGACCAGGGGUGUCAAACUUGUUUUCAUUGAGGGCCACACCGCAGUCACGGCUGCCAUGAGAGGGUCGCUUGUAACAGUAAAUAAUUGAAUUUAAAUUUUUUUUUUUACAUUUCUUACGUAGAGAGUAAAAAAAAUCUGCGGAUUUUACCACUGUUUUUUACAGAAAAAAGUUGCCAGACUUUUACUGUAAAAUAUAUGGUGUGUUUUUUUUUUUUUAGUAUUAUUAUUUUUACAACAUAUUAUUGUAAAUAGAAAUACAGUACCGCUGUUUAAUUUUAUUUUGGCAACUUAGCUGCCAGUUUUUUUUACCAUAAUAAAAUGUGGUACCAUAUAAUCAUCAACCGCGUAUUUUACAGUAAAAAAAACAAAAAACUGACAGCUCAGUGGACAGAAUUUUACUGUAAAAAAACACACAUUGGUCGUUUUUUUCCCAAUUUACAGUAAUAUGCUGUAAAAACUCCCUAAAUUUUACAGUAAAAUGUAUUGGUCAUUUUUUAUAGUGUACAAUUUGAUGGAUAACUUGCUUAGAAAUCAUAAGUUAAGCAGAUAUUUAAGUAUUUAUUUGGAUGUUGACCAACAAAGUUAGAUAAUAUAUUUGUUGCAAAAUUGGACACUAUUUUUUUCCCUCCUGUAAAACUAGAAACCUAUUAUCUUUAGUAUUUUUCAUGCACUUCAUUUUGCUGUAUUUAACUGGCACAAGUGGAAAGCCGGUCCCUAAAAACAAUGCCUACAUUACACCGGCGCAAAAAAGGUUGGGGACCACUGCUCUACAGGCCUCCGUACUGCUCACAGGAAGUGGAUACAACAACCGAUGGGAGAUGAUCUCUGUCAAUAGGAACAAGGAAGCGCGGACAGACUUGAUUGGUGCGUUUGAGCGCUACUCAGGGACCAAUUCGAUUGGCCAAAAUCUGGCAGAAAUGACAACAUUUCUGCCGGGAAGAAAAUUAACAAUACCAAACGGGGUCCUGCCCAGGGCGCCAUUAAAACUAGAAGCACCACUGCUUGUGAGCCUCACCCAAUCUCUUUAGAAGACAUUAUGAAGCAAUAUAUUUCUAUCUGUCUCUUCUGAAGACGUUUUAAUUCUUAUUAUGGAUUUAUGUUUUUCAUGUGUUUUGCUGGAACUGGUUCACUCGACACUGCUAGCCUCAAACAUGUUAUUCCACACACGACUGCCAACUAAAACACUUGUUUCAUUUUCGAGCUGGCAAAAAGUGAGUCUUUUCUUUUUAGGAUAAAACGACUGCUCUGGUAGACUUUUGUUUGACCGCAGGAGUUCUGAGCUAAGACUGUUACGAUCGCAUUCCAAAAAUGAAACGUCAGGUAGAUUCAAGUUGUCGUAGCACUUAAUGUAUACUGUAUGUACAGUAUUCCACUCCCAGCUCUUGUUUACCGUAUGGAUGACUUACAGGAAGGACUAUUUUCAAGUGCUGACGGAAACAUUUUACUUUUUUUUUUUUUAUAGCUUUAAGACUAUAAUCCUCAACUUGCUAGUUUUAAAACUAUAUUGCUAUACUUUCCCACAUGAAAUUAAUUCCCUUUGAAAAUGUAUUCCAUCUUUAUAAGAACCCUAAAGCAUACGGCUUCUGACAUUUGACCUAUUUGCUGUGUGGUCCCCAACAUGAGAGCUUCUUCCUAGUACGUCCUUGAGUGUUGAUUGAUAACCGCGUCAUCAAAAGCUUCCCAUUGCACUGUAAACAUGAUUGGAAUAAAAACCAAGACCUGUCUCCAUGCUAUUUGCUGUUUUAUUAUGCUUUAUUAUACACUCACUGUGUGAAAAAACAUGAAUACGUUAUCGGUUUACCGCACUUUUUGGCAACUGACAUUUUUAUUAAGCUUUUUUUUAUUUUUUAAAUUGGAAAUAAAACCCAUCAUUGAAGUAGUUUUAAAAGAUUGACCUUUUUAAAUUGUACAACAACACCCAUAUACAAUAUUAUUGGGACAUUUUCUGCAGAUCAGGCAUGCAUAGGACCCCGUUUUCUGUGAAGAAACGCACGUUAAAUGUUAAUUAAUUACUUUUUAUUCCCUGGCCCUUCCUGCUCAGUCACUGAUGGGAAUAAAAUGGAAAAUGUUUCUUAAUGUUGCGAAUGUCACCUGUGGUGCAACUAAUUAGUGCUAGUCUUGAAAGCCAGUACAUCAAUCCCUCAUUAUCGAUGUUAAUUGGUCAAUCAAUAUUCGUCAUUUUCACGAAGUAGGAAUCAUUCAAUUUACCAGGAAUUCCGGGAAAAUAAAUGGGCAGUUAGUCAAACUUUCAGAAUUCCCACAUUUCUCAACCGAUUCAAUCCAUUCCACCAUCAACAAGUUCCACCCUUCCUGUACAUUUAAAGAAACAAUUUUUUCCGGUUCAAAAAAUGUCCACUUUUCCCGGAAUUCUAGCAUUUUGAUUGCAGUAUGUCCACCCUUUUUUUCUUUCCACUACCUCUAUCACAUUUUUUCAACUGACUCAACCGUUCCGAUUUUU
Entelurus aequoreus (snake pipefish) is the source of this 6927-nucleotide messenger RNA. It is a transcript of the gene ccdc92ba, whose product is annotated as coiled-coil domain containing 92Ba. The record is from RefSeq and is a predicted model, not a curated record. Lineage: Eukaryota; Metazoa; Chordata; Actinopteri; Syngnathiformes; Syngnathidae. Bases 691 to 1548 code for a protein of 285 amino acids. The transcript is spliced from 4 exons.